AUGGAGGGGCUAGGCAGAUCCAUGCUCUACUCCUCUCUGCUGUUCACUGUGAUUCUCUCACUAAUGGAGAUGUACAGAGAAAAGCUGGCCUCCUCUGAGCCGUUGACAAUCCUCGGGGGUUUCAUUAGCUCCCUUCUCUUUCUCACGCUGCUCACUGUAAGUCUCUCACCAGCCUUCAUCCAAUCUCUGAUGGCCCUUUCUUUAGCUUAUUCCAUUGGUCAACAGCUUUAUAUUUAAGUUCUUAAAUUCCGAGUUGACCGGCGGAUUGCUACUGCUGAUUUUAUCAUAUUAAUAUUCCAUAAUAUUUGAUAAUUUAAUGUUUAUAAUUGGGAAGAAACCCCACCAAGCUCCCAUUGCAUAAUUGUGAAUUUCCUCUGCCUAGAAAUUAAUAUAUAUCUUAUUCUGCGUUUUCCAGUUAAUCGGGAAUUUUCAGGAAUCUUCUGGCAACAGAACAGGUUGGGGCGCUGGUAAGCAUCAUUAUUUAUUUAUUUAUUUAUUUAUUUAUUUAUUUAUUGCCAUUUUAAGCCUGUUUCUCCUCGAUGGCUCCCAUGCAGUGGCAUUGGCUGAAUCUGUGGCUCUCAUCGCCGCUGGCACCGUUCAUCGCGUCUGCAUCACCACAUGGUAUAACAGGGCUCGGAUCACAGAGGGUGUUUAUUAUUACUAUUAUUAUUAUUAUUAUUAUUAUUAUUAUUAUUAUUAUUAUUAUUAUUAUUAUUAUUAUUAUUAUUAUUAUUAUUAUUAUUAUUAUUAUUAUUUGUUAUUUCUAAAAAAGAGGGUAUUUGUGCUGGACGCGUGCAGCUUCUUGUUCUCGGCGGCACUGCUGUACGAAGUGGACAAGCUCUCGGGAAUGGCCUCGACGAGGAGCGAGCCGAAGACGGCGAAGAGAUACUGA
Spirodela intermedia is the source of this 892-nucleotide messenger RNA. The record is from the annotation of a GenBank genome assembly. NCBI's taxonomy places the organism in Eukaryota, Viridiplantae, Streptophyta, Magnoliopsida, Alismatales, Araceae.